Messenger RNA from Chilo suppressalis (striped riceborer), 5159 nucleotides. NCBI's taxonomy places the organism in Eukaryota, Metazoa, Arthropoda, Insecta, Lepidoptera, Crambidae. The record is from the annotation of a GenBank genome assembly.
AUCAUUUCAUCGCAUAGAUACAGCGAUUGAAGCGUAAAGUGGUAACAGACAGGCACAGUCUCGCUUUUAUAGUAUUAUGUAGUAAUUAGUAUGGAUUAGUUCAAUAUUUCCUAAAAAUGUAGCAUUGAUAAAACUUUACUUAAACUACAUUAUGCAUAUCUACGAUUGUACGUAGGAUUUAACUCGAGAGAACGGAACGGUGUUAAAAUGUCGGAAACUGAAUUCGAAAAUAGAAUUUAUCUAUGUUUGUCAACUUUGUCAACAUAUUAUUGAUUUUCUGUUCCAAUUUAUUAACAUGUGCGAAUUUAAUAAAUAUAUGUGUUUAACUGUGCUUCUGCUCCGCUAUCUUUUCUACAAUAAAGUUAUUUAGAAAAGUGUUUACGUGACAGUGUUUUUAUUAUUUUUAAAGAAACAUUGAUAGUGAAACAUAAUAAUAUAUUGUAGAUGUAUUAACUAUUUCCAUGUUUUAGAAUACAUAUUCGUAUUCUUGGCACUAACUGCUGUGAAAUAAACGUCCAAAUAAAGACCUACCUGCAUUAAGAAGGACAGGACCGCACGUAAAAUCAAUAAAAUCUGCAUUGGUUUCGUUGCUAGGUUUGCGAUAAUGUUCAUGCAGUAAACAUACACGUCUUUGUAAGAAAACAUGUAGAGAGAUACCGCAAAAACUUUCACGAUGAUGGAAGGCAUAUUAACUCAGAGAGUUACACCUCUGCUAAAGUGUAUAGUGUUAUUUUUGUUUAUAUUCACUGCUAAAGUUCUAACAUCGCGACCACAUGAAUCGCAAGACCACAGAAACAGCAUACAUCACCCUAAGCCAUCUCAUUAUGUGAGAACUUUCACUAAAUAUCACCAUAGAAGAACUAUACAAUGGAACAACCUACAUGAACUGUAUUGGCCCUCUAAUGAUUUUCCAAAGAGCAAAAGAAGUGUUGAUGCUCAAUCGUAUUGGUCAGAAAAAGGUGAUCAAGAAAAAGCACAGUACCCAUGGCCUGUACAGCCAAUGAAUAAUAGAAGGAAAAGGAGCAUUCCAUAUUCAAAUUUUAUCUCUAACCAUGAGGUGCAAAGUCACAAAAUGAUUCCAAGAAUUAGGAAAAGGAAUGUCCGUGUUAUUAACGACUUUCAAAGUUUGGAAACUAAGCCUUUGGCACUGUUUGUCGAUUCGGAACUUGGAUCUCAUGAGGCAAAGGCCAUCGCCUCCAGUACAUCAGGCAAAGGAUCGAGUAAUGUGAAAAAUGGAUUGAAUACAAACCUCUUAACUAAAGAUAAAAAUGUUGCAACAGCCAUCCCUACCAUACAAUGUUUUUAUAAAGUUGAAAAAGUAUCUAUCAGUGUGACCCCGUCUUACGAAGAUGAAAAGAAUGCCCAAAUGAUGGUAGAAAACAACAACCAUGAUAUUGGAACUAUAACGGAAACACACCUCCCAAAUGGUGAGAUUGCCUCAGUGGAAAACUGUACAGAUUCUAAAGCAACAUGCUAUACUCUCUGGCAUCGACACCAAGACGGAAACAUUACAAUUCUGGGACAAGGAUGCUGGCAUUCCUCCCAGCGCAACGGUCAAAACACUUGCGACAAGUGUACGCCAAUCGACCAAAUGCAAGGCACCAAGUUUUGUUGCUGUACUAAGUCCUAUUGCAAUGCAGACUUCUUGUCACUAAGGGAGGAGACAGUGACUAUCAAAGCCGAAUCCACGAUGAACACAGUACAGCCCGGCCCCAACUACUCCCACGUGGCAGCCUCAGUUAUUCUAGCCAUAGCCGCUAUACUUGUCACCGUGGCACUCAUAAGGAAACUCUACUGCAAUAGGAGUGUGCCCGACAAACAGGAGAUGAGUCUGCCCGGACAAGCGGAGAAAAGUGAUGUUAUGGGCACGGGACCAGAUGCUUUAGCCACCGGUCUACUUUGCGUCGACAAUCUGACCUUAAUAGAACAUAUAGGUCAAGGGAAGUUCGGUUCAGUAUGGAGAGGCAGUCUAGGUUCGAUUCCCGUCGCUGUGAAACUGUAUUCGAACGCUAACGCGUGGCAGAAGGAGGCUGGUAUAUACGCACUACCUCACCUGUCACACCCCAACAUACUGAAGUAUUAUGGGAGCGACACUCGCGCAUCGCUCACCGACUGCGGUCGCUCGCGUCUCGUAGUACUAGAACUAUGCUUGGAAACGUUGCGCGAUCGUUUGCAAAGAACUCCGCUCGCGUGGCGCGAAUACGCCGCCAUAGCUCACGGUAUAGCCGCAGCCUUAGCUCACCUACAUGCGCCAGUGGGCAACAAGCCUUGUAUAGUUCAUCGCGAUGUUAAUAGCAACAACGUGCUAAUUACUAGCACUGGCCAAGCUAGACUAGCAGACUUGGGUCUAGCACAAGUGCUACAUGCUAGAAGGGAGAAACAGCCCAGCAGGAUCACGGAGGCGGGUACUCUUCGCUACUUAUCACCGGAAGCUUUAGAAGGCGCGUUAGAUCUGAGCGGUGCGCGGGCGGCUUUGUGCGCCGUAGACGUAUUCGCACUAGGACUGGUUCUAUGGGAAGCUCUAUGGAGAUGCAACGGGGCUUAUAUAGGACCGGUGCCUGCUUAUAUGCAACCGUAUGGACACUUGCUGCCCGCCAGACCGAAGUUGCAGCAAAUGCAGACACUGGUUUCCCGCAACAAAGUUCGACCGCCACUGCCUAAAGGCCCAGUGCCUGAAGCGAGGGCUUUGAAAAUAGCCUCCGAUACUUGCGAAGAGUGCUGGGAUCAUGACGCUGAGGCCAGAUUAACGGCGGUCUGUGUGGAAGAACGAAUGGCUGAAUUGAAGCAAAUGCUACAAGCGCAAGGACCCGUCAUUCACGACAACAAACUGCAUCCGCACCCGCCUGACACAAACAUUCCUGAGAUGGAUAAAAACUCUAAUUGUACCAGCGGACAGACGAGUGAUCCUACGGCUCCUUUAUUAACCCGGCCUCAGUUCGGUCGAAACGCGUGUAUUGAACGAAACACGAACACAAACAUCCAAACACACACAGUACAACUCAUACACAAAAGUCUCAAAGACAUCACUACUCCAGAAGUUAAACCACAGAGGGUAGAAGAGAACUGUUUGUCUGUGGCCCGCACGCAUAGAGUUAUAGUACCCGAAAGUUCAGAUAGGCUGAACGAAAUAAGGUCCUACCAAAGACCUUUAGAAUAUAUCCCUAAUGACGUCACUUCCCACAAUGACAGAGGCCCCAAAAGAACUAAUCUCCUCCAAGAGGUGAAAGUAGAAAAACCCAAAUGGGGUAUAAGGAAAUUCUUCGAAAGACUAAACAAGAAAAUGGACACCGAAGUGAAACUGAUGCCGGAGACCUCCACGCAAAACGGCAAAACGAAAACGUCCAUUAUAGAAAAGUGCAACAACUUCGAUAGACCCUCCAACCUAGUCUUGAAUCAGGACAGCAUUUAUAAUAUCGAAGGACCUUGCACCUUAUCGCCUCCCAAUAGGACUCUUUCUCCGACGAUGAUGAUAGAAUCAGAAAUGAACAGAGAGAACAACGUUUUCGGCUUCAGAGAGUUACCUAAUGAAGAUGCCAAAAAUCAGAGUCAAAUAUUCGCCGUGAUUGUACCGAAAGCACAGCCUGACGCGGAAUCCCAUAGCAAAACAAAUAAAAGCAGCGACGAUAGUAUUAACAAAUUCAAAGGCUCGGUUUCUUCGCAGAGCAUUUUCAAAAACCAUUCCGAGUCCGAAGAUUCGACUGUUAAGAAAAGACUGAGCUGCGAUAACAAAAUCAUCCAUAACAGCGGGCGAUCUUCACGAGCAAGCAUCAAUUUGGAACUACAGUAUAUAAACAACCAGACAGACGCAUUUGACAGCCCAUUCGACAUGAACUCGGAAUGUUCUAGCAGCGAAGACGAGCAUCUAAUGCUUUUGUCGGAAAACGGAGGCUCGAAAAUCACCAUGCAAGCGAUCCCCAAGGAAAUCGACAAGAAGAAAUUCCAAAACGACGUUUUGAAGGAAGCGAGCCAAGUUACAGAUUUCGGCUUCAACAAAUUCCAAAAUAAGUACACCAAUUUCGACAACGAAUUCAGCUAUUCCAACGAUAAAGAAAACUUGGGUUAUAGCGGCGACAAUCCGGUUUAUUUGGCAGCUUUGAACGGAGAGAUUGACACUGCAGACGUGAAAUUCUUAGGGGAGCCGGAGGAGAUAACGCCGAAGCCGUUUUUGAAAAGUCUUUCGAUAAAGAGACAGAGGUCUUUGGAACAGGUUUCGGAGAUUUUCUCGUCGUCUGGCGAUUUGAAUUUGCAGAAUCCCGCGGGACGCGUUAAGACGCCUGGAGAUUUGCCUGUAGCUGUGAGAAGGGCUAGAAGAGACAGGGCAUUGCAGAAAGGCAGAGCGAGUGAGAGCAACAGAUUGAGUCUGUACGACGAUCGAAUGAUGUUUGGUAACAGCCUGUGAAUUGAAACAAUAGCCGAGUGGUUACAGUAUAUAGCAGAUUUUUACCUGCUUAAACGAUUUCUUUUAAGCCGCGUGUUGCUUGUUUCGCUGAGCUUGCAGAAGUACAUUUAUAUUAAAAACUAUUUCCAGUAAAGUUGGCUCUUCAUGGUGUUUAUUAGUUAGGCAACCAUUGUUGUUUUCCAAUCAACCACAAAACUGUGUUUGGUAAGCUUAUAUGAUGGAGAUAGGGUAUCAUGAACAACGUUGAUUCACAAUAUUGUCUGUACAAUGAAAGUAAUCAGCUCGAAUUGACAAUUAUAUUUAUUUUUUCUUUCACUUAGUACUAUGUGGUAUCAAAAAAUCAUGUACUUACUGUAAAGAACUUGAUGUAGUACUAUCGGCAUCAAGUUUAGUGAUGCAGUUUGAAAUAUGGAACACUUUAAAUUCAAAUUUUAGAACGUUUUUUAAAUCCUCAGAUAAAUAAAACGUAUACGGGUAAUAUGGCAUUACAUCGAUACAUUGAAACUAUUUUGUAGUUCAAACUAUUGAGAUGUCACAAAAAGGAUUCCUUUAAAAUGUUACGCUUAAUUUGAUGUCGAUCUUACAGCUGUUAGAUUCUACGGAAGAUGCAUGUGAUAGAUUUAUUUUUAUAUUUAUGUUCUAAAACUGUAUUACACAGUUGCAUAAUUAAAAAAAAGCUCUGAAUAACGAAUUUAUCCAAAACUAUUAUAAUAUUUUCGGAAUUUAAAGUGAUAAAAAUUUUUCAUCUCUUUUCUUUUCU